Molecule: messenger RNA, 1600 nt
Organism: Myotis davidii
Lineage: Eukaryota; Metazoa; Chordata; Mammalia; Chiroptera; Vespertilionidae
Gene: NPHS2
Product: nephrosis 2, idiopathic, steroid-resistant (podocin)
Exons: 8
Coding region: 1-885 (294 amino acids)
Cellular component (GO): plasma membrane
Source: RefSeq, a predicted model, not a curated record
AUGUCAGGUACCAAGUCUUCUGGGUUAGGGGCCUGUGAGUGGCUUCUUGUCCUCACAUCCCUGCUCAUCAUCAUCGUGACCUUCCCUUUUUCUGUCUGGUUCUGCAUAAAGGUUGUACAAGAAUAUGAGAGAGUAAUUAUAUUCCGACUGGGACAUCUGCUUCCUGGGAGAGCCAAAGGCCCUGGUCUUUUCUUCUUUUUGCCCUGCCUGGACACCUACCACAAGGUUGACCUUCGUCUCCAAACCUUGGAGAUACCCUUUCAUGAGGUGGUGACCAAAGACAUGUUUAUAAUGGAGAUCGAUGCCAUCUGCUACUACCGAAUAGAAAAUGCCUCUCUACUCCUAAGCAGUCUUGCUCAUGUGUCCAAAACUAUUCAGUUCCUCGUGCAAACCACCAUGAAGCGUCUGCUAGCACAUCGAUCCCUCACUGAAAUUCUUCUAGAGAGGAAGAGCAUUGCCCAAGAUGUAAAGGUCGCCUUGGAUUCAGUGACCUGUAUUUGGGGAAUCAAAGUGGAGAGAACAGAAAUUAAGGACGUGAGGCUGCCGGCCGGGCUGCAGCACUCCCUGGCGGUGGAAGCCGAAGCGCAGAGACAGGCCCGCGUGCGGAUGAUCGCUGCAGAAGGGGAGAGAGCCACCUCCGAGUCCCUGAGGAUGGCAGCUGAGAUUCUAUCAGGCACUCCAGCUGCUGUUCAGCUUCGAUACCUCCACACGCUUCAGUCCCUGUUCACAGACAAACCCUCCACCGUGGUUAUACCUUUGCCAUUUGACAUGUUAAAUUUCGUGUCUUCUCCCAGCAACAGAACUCAAGGAAGCAUCCCCUUCCCAAAUCCUUCCAAACCUGUUGAACCAUUGAAUCCUAAAAGGAAAGACUCUCCCAUGUUAUAAGAGGGCGGAGGAUACUAUGUGGGAACCUGCCAUGGAACAGCCACACCCCUGAGUGUUCUCACUUCCUGCCCUUUCUUUUGGCUGCCGGAUAGAAUGCCCUCGAAAUGUAUGAAGUUGCAAUGCAGCAACCUACCUACAUGAGAAGACAGGGAGAUCAUGUAAUGACCAAGAAGAGAUACAACAAGUUUAAGUAGAUCAUCUAGUCAGAGUAAUUAUGGGAAAGAGCUUUAGCCAACAUUCUACUUUGGAAAGAAUUUUGAGUCCAUAUAUGGCUAAACUUAGAUGCGGUUCAAAUAUCCUUUUUGCUGUGUGCCCUCUGGCCCCUUUGGCAAGGUCUUUGCUCCUCCCACAGCCCUUUCUACAUGCGCUGAUCAUUGUGUUUAUUACACUGUCUUGUAUAAUCCUGUACUUAAGAUGCAGGCUUCUCUCCAACUAUACUAUGAACUCCUCAAAGGUACAUCUUAGUUAUUCUCCCCUGACCACACUCAACCUUGUACACUCUACCCCAUCGUCCUCACACCUAAUCCUGAUACCUGCACCACAGUGACACUUAAAUGUCUCGGUGAAUGAGAGUAAAAGAGAUAUAGUUGGGCUAAAUAUAAAUAAAGAAUUUAAAAGGUGGUGUAGCCAUGGGCUCUCCAACUGCAUGCAAGAGCAACCUGGAGAGACUUUGACAGCUCAGGUCAGCAUAAUACCUACAGCUGCCACUCGUCUU